Molecule: messenger RNA, 831 nt
Organism: Adineta steineri
Lineage: Eukaryota; Metazoa; Rotifera; Eurotatoria; Adinetida; Adinetidae
Source: the annotation of a GenBank genome assembly
AUGGCUGACGAUUGUUAUUCACAACCAUUAGAUAUUAAAUCUUCAACUGUUCUUAUUACAGGUGGUUCAGGUGGUAUUGGUCUUGGUCUUGCACGAUGUUUUGUUCAAGCAAAUGCAACUGUUAUAAUAACAGGUCGUCGUGAACAACAACUAAAAGAAGCUGUUGAAGAAUUAAAUCGUCUUGGAAAGAAAAAAGUAAUCUCUUUUACAAAUGAUGUUGGACAAGUUAAAGAUAGACAAGCUUUAUAUGAAUGGAUAACUCGUGAACAUCCUGAAACAAAUGUUCUUAUUAAUAAUGCUGGUAUUCAACAUCGUGCGCCAUUGACUCCAAAUGAAGACUCAUCCAAGAAUUUAUCUUGGGAAGAACGAGAAAAAGAAAUUCAAAUAAAUGUAUGUGCACCAAUGCAUUUAUGUCAAUUAUUUAUACCACAUUUUCGUCAAAUGAAAGUUACGACAGCUAUUAUGAAUGUAUCAUCCGGUUUAGCUUUUGUACCAUUAGCAACAGCACCUAUUUAUUCAGCAACAAAAGCAGCGAUACAUUCAUUUACAAUGAGUCUUCGUUAUGAAUUAAAAGAUGAAAUGAAAAAUAUUCAAGUUUAUGAAAUAGUACCACCAGCUGUACAAACAAAUCUUGGUGGUAGUCACGCAUUUGGUGAACCACUCGAUGAAUAUUGUCAAGCAACAUUUGCUGGUUUAGUAAAAGGACAACAAGAAGUUGGUUAUAAAUUUUCUGACGAUGCCAGAAAAAUGGGAUCACGUGAAGAAACUGAUAAACACUUUACAAAGCUCAAUGAUACUAUGAAGAAAAUGUUUCAAAAUCAAAAACAUUAA